This is a messenger RNA of Seriola dumerili (greater amberjack), 988 nucleotides long. It is a transcript of the gene mettl1, whose product is annotated as methyltransferase like 1. Gene Ontology annotation, biological process: RNA (guanine-N7)-methylation; tRNA methylation. Gene Ontology annotation, cellular component: tRNA methyltransferase complex. The coding region runs from base 113 to 835 and encodes 240 amino acids. Lineage: Eukaryota; Metazoa; Chordata; Actinopteri; Carangiformes; Carangidae. The transcript has 6 exons. The record is from RefSeq and is a predicted model, not a curated record. Gene Ontology annotation, molecular function: tRNA (guanine(46)-N7)-methyltransferase activity.
GUGAACUGGAAACCAACGUGACUCUGUAGCAGUACACGUUCCUGUGUUUAUUUAAUAUUUACGUGACAGACUGAACAUUUUGUCGGGAGUAAAGUUUGUACUUUAAUCCAACAUGACGUCAAUGCCGCAGAAGCGAUACUACAGACAGCGAGCCCAUUCAAACCCGAUGGCUCACCACACGUUUGACUAUCCUUUGUGUCCGGAGGAAAUGGACUGGUCCAAGCUGUAUCCAGACUUCUUCACUGGAGACCUGUGUGAGAAAGAGACCCCGCGAGUAGAGUUUGCAGACAUUGGAUGUGGAUACGGGGGGCUUUUAGUGGAGUUAUCUCCACUUUUCCCAGACAAGCUGAUGCUGGGCAUGGAGAUCCGGGUCAAAGUGUCCGAUUACGUCCGGGAUCGUAUCCAAUCAUUGCGCACCUCUGAACCUGGAAGCUACCAGAACAUCGCCUGCAUUCGUAGUAAUGCGAUGAAGUAUCUCCCCAACUUCUUCUGUAAAGGACAGCUCAGUAAGAUGUUCUUCCUCUUCCCUGACCCGCACUUUAAGAAGACCAAGCACAAAUGGAGGAUCAUUAGUCCCACGUUGCUGGCAGAGUAUGCCUACACACUGAGAGUCGAGGGUUUGGUGUAUACCAUCACAGAUGUGGAGGAAGUCCACCUCUGGAUGGUGAAGCACUUCACUGAACAUCCACUGUUUACACGUGUCCCUGAUGAAGAACUGGUUGGCGACAUCAUCAUAACUCGUUUGGGUACAUGUACAGAAGAAGGAAAGAAAGUGCAGAGAAACGGAGGGAAGAAUUUCCUCGCAGUUUUCCGGAGGAUUGAGGAUUCAAACUAAGACCAAACAGUUUGGACGUGCAGGAAGCUGGAAUAAUGGUCUUACGCAGUCAUUCAGACAUGGACUGCAUGGGUGAUACUGCUCUGUGGAGAGGCUGUGGUUUGUUCCCCAGGCAGAUGAACAGUGGUGUUUUUUUUUUUUUUUUUUCUGGAA